Melanotaenia boesemani (Boeseman's rainbowfish) is the source of this 807-nucleotide messenger RNA. RefSeq names its product troponin C, slow skeletal and cardiac muscles-like. The record is from RefSeq and is a predicted model, not a curated record. The transcript has 6 exons. Gene Ontology annotation, molecular function: calcium ion binding. Gene Ontology annotation, cellular component: myosin II complex. NCBI's taxonomy places the organism in Eukaryota, Metazoa, Chordata, Actinopteri, Atheriniformes, Melanotaeniidae. The coding region runs from base 146 to 631 and encodes 161 amino acids.
UCUGUCGUCCUUGGACGUUGGCGAGUCGUGUCAGGAGCUUUUUAGAGCCGCACGACUCAACUAAGAAGACUGAAGGAAGUGUUCCUGCCAGUCCUGUCCUGGAUCUGUGUAGUGGUGUGGCAGAGGCCAGAACCGACCAGCAGCCAUGGAUGACGUAUAUAAAGCAGCGGUAGAAAACUUGACAGAAGAGCAGAAAAAUGAGUUCAAAGCCGCCUUUGACAUCUUCAUCCAGGAUGCUGAGGACGGCUGCAUCAGCACAAAAGAGCUGGGGAAGGUGAUGAGGAUGCUGGGACAGAAUCCAACUCCAGAGGAGCUACAAGAGAUGAUAGAUGAGGUGGAUGAGGAUGGCAGCGGCACAGUCGAUUUCGAUGAAUUCUUGGUCAUGAUGGUGCGCUGCAUGAAGGAGGAGAGCAAAGGAAAAUCAGAGGAGGAGUUGGCUGAACUUUUCCGCAUGUUUGACAAGAAUGGAGAUGGUUACAUAGACUUAGAUGAGCUGAAGUCCAUGCUGGAGUCCACCGGAGAGGCCAUCACUGAGGACGACAUAGAGGAGCUGAUGAAAGAUGGAGACAAAAACAACGAUGGCAAAAUUGAUUAUGACGAGUUCCUGGAGUUCAUGAAAGGUGUGGAAUAAAAGAUUCUGGAGGGGCUUCACUUCACAGCAUCUUCACUGGGCGUUGGUGGUGUCAUCAGAGUCCUUUCCUAAAGACAUGCCCCCAACCUGACUUUACACAUAUUCUGCUUUCUGAUAACGGUGAUGAAGUGUCAUAUAGAAGGUCUAUUUUCAAUAAAAGUAUUUCUAUAAUUGUG